Paraphaeosphaeria sporulosa is the source of this 1240-nucleotide messenger RNA. Its product is annotated as DNase I-like protein. The record is from RefSeq and is a predicted model, not a curated record. Gene Ontology annotation, molecular function: catalytic activity. The transcript has a single exon. NCBI's taxonomy places the organism in Eukaryota, Fungi, Ascomycota, Dothideomycetes, Pleosporales, Didymosphaeriaceae. Bases 11 to 1222 code for a protein of 403 amino acids.
GUGAUACACGAUGCGUUUGCUCACUCUUUUGUCUUUUGUGCCUGGCUUGCUACAUCUGGGAUCAGCAGCACCCAAUCCGACAGGCUCCCUAAGUUUCGCAUCUAACAAAGAACUGUAUACCUUCGAAUAUUCGACACCAAACGCAAACGCCAAAAAUUGGAUCGGCAUCUACCACGCUACCGGUGGUGGCCCUGAUGAUGAAAUGCAAGUAACACCUUCUCUCAGAUGGUCCUACGCACCCAAUGCGAAGGGGUCGCUUACCAUCAAACCUCCCGUUGGAGGCGGAAAAUUCAAGGCCUACUUCCUUGCAGACGACGGAUACAAGUGGAUCGCAAAGCCCAUCGAAGUGACUGCGAAGGAAACAAACACAGAUGAGCUGAAGGUCAUGACGUGGAACCUGUGGCAUGGCGGGACCAAGGUGAACGGAUACCACGACAAACAGGUCAAGUUCUUGACAGGGGCGGGUGUAGACGUGGUCGGGUUGCAAGAAGCGACCGGCGAUCACGCGAAGCGUCUCGGAGAAGCCCUGGGCUGGAAUUAUCAUCAGGACGGUGGAGACAACAGUGUUGGGAUCAUAUCUCGACUACCAAUCAUCAAGAGACACGGCAAGAUCGGCCGGGGAAGCGGUGUCCAGCUUGCACUCAAAGGCGACACGUCAAAGCCGUUCAACUUUUGGUCUGCGCAUCUCGCAGCUUAUCCGUACGGCCCGUACAGCUUCUGUUUCGAGAAAAAAAGUGCGUCAGAUGUCACUGCAGAUGAGAACGAGGCUGGCCGACCUAGCCAGAUCAAAGAACUGAUUGAUGGAACGAAGUCGCAGCGCGAGUCUAACAUCCCAUUUUCCAUAGUAGGCGACUUUAACGCUCCGUCACACCUCGACUGGACCUCAGCAAACAACGCAAACCACUGCGGUAAAAGCUUCGAUUGGCCCACUUCUAAGAUUCCUACCGACGCUGGUCUCAUAGACUCGUUCCGCAAGGUGCACCCAGAUCCAAAGGCUGUGAGCGGUGACAGUUGGUCUCCCAUAUACCCAAAGAACGCAGAUGACUGGGCGAGUCAGCCAGAGCCGCAAGAUCGAAUCGAUUUUAUCUAUGGGACUAGCAAGCUGGAGGUGAAGGGGUCUGAGGUCAGAGUUGUUGGUACGCCAAGCGCCUACCCGAAUUACGAGAACAACGAGUGGACCAGCGAUCAUCGCUGUGUUAUAACCACGUACAAGAUGCCCUGAAGUAUGUUUUCUCCAGAC